AUGGCUCACGCAAUAUUCAAUGUUUCUCCAGUCAAAUUCUUGACGUCGAUUCAGGAUCAUGUCUUUACAGUUACGCCUUCAUUUAAGAAUAAACUAUAUAGACAAAACAACAGCAAUGAAGGUAGCUCUCAGCAACAACAACUAGAAAAUGAGCAAAGAAAUUCAUCAAGCUCGCCUGUAACAUUGCAACUCACAUUACCCACUGAUUCAGGCAUGGAUCAAGAAUUGUCACAGCAAUUGCAGCAGCAACAGCAGCAGCAGUAUCAGCAAGAAAUGGCAGAGAUUCCUUCUUCCAGUGUGCCUAUUGAUAUUCCCAGAUCUUACCCUCUCAAUGUACCGAAUACCACAGAAUACAAGCAAGGAUUGAUGCCCAACAACAACAUGCUCUCUACUUCCUAUACAUCGCAUCACUCAUCUUUCCAAGAUAACAACAAUUUAGUUGCCUUGGCCAAUAGCAUACCAAACCACAACCAAUCGCCUUUUCUUCCUGCUGAUGAUUUGACGCUCUGUUUUGAUGGAUUGGCUGUGAAAUCUCCCACAGGUUCUUAUUAUUCUCACCAGAACGGUUUUUAUUCUCCACAACAGAAUGGCAUCUACUCUCCACAACAGAUCAAUAGCCCUAUCAACAUUGGGUCUCCUCAUUCGCCUGUAUACUUUGGUAGCCCUCAAUCACCACAUUACAACAACAAUUUCUUGGCAAAUGAUCCCUCGCAAUACUCGUUUGUGGGUAGUCCUAAUUCCACUCAUUUCCUCGGUAGCCCUGCUUUGACACCCUUCAUGAAUGAAAAUGGCUUUGGUUCCUAUCUUUCGCCCACAAAUCAACAGCAACAUCUGUCGCCUGUCAACAGCCCUUCUCCUACAGGUAGUUAUGUGGGCCAAAAUUACUUGUUUCCGCCUACAGCGCUCCAAACAGGCAAUUUCUCUAGACCCACCUCUCCUGUACCAGAUGAUGUGAUCUUGACUGCUUCAGAAGUAAAUGACUAUAUAAACUCACCUUAUCUGUCUCCUACUGCUGCCUCACAUUCGGCUUCUCCUGCGCUCAUGGGACAACAGCACUUACAACAACAGCAGCAAUCAUUAAGUAUCAACACGGAUGUAAACUACGGUAACAAUGGUGAUAUCUCUGAGAUUUUGUUCGGUAAUGCAAUGAAUACAGCAGCCAUCACCACUACCAAUAACUCCAGCAGUGUGACUCCAGCCUCUCCUCUAACCACAACCAACUUGGACGACAUGGACCUAUUCCCAUCUGUUGUGAAACAAUCCUCGCCACAAACACAAACACAAGCACAAGCACAAACGUAUACACAGCCACAUCAAUAUGUGUUCUCUGAAGAAGAUGAGGAAGAUGAUCAUGAAGUUGCUGAGGAGGAUCCCAAUGAUACGACCAAGAGCAGAUCAAUCAAAAAGACAACUCCUUCUGGCAGAAAGGCAAAGAUACACAAAUGCCCUUACUGCCAUCACACCAGUAAUCGAGCCAAUAAUAUGCGUGAACAUGUACAGAUACAUAAUCCAAACCGUCCUAAACCUCAUGCUUGUAAAUUAUGCUCAAGGGCAUUUGCUCGUAAACAUGAUAUGAAUCGACACUAUAUCUCUUGUAAGAAACAGCAUACAAAGCAAUAUAAACACAAUAGCAGCGACCAUAUUCCCCCACAAAAUACAUAG
This is a messenger RNA of Mucor velutinosus, 1662 nucleotides long. Its product is annotated as pH nine-sensitive protein 1. The record is from RefSeq and is a predicted model, not a curated record. Gene Ontology annotation, biological process: regulation of transcription by RNA polymerase II. Gene Ontology annotation, molecular function: DNA-binding transcription factor activity; RNA polymerase II cis-regulatory region sequence-specific DNA binding. Lineage: Eukaryota; Fungi; Mucoromycota; Mucoromycetes; Mucorales; Mucoraceae. The coding region runs from base 1 to 1662 and encodes 553 amino acids. The transcript is spliced from 2 exons.